Messenger RNA from Pezoporus occidentalis (night parrot), 3776 nucleotides. RefSeq lists its product as uncharacterized. NCBI's taxonomy places the organism in Eukaryota, Metazoa, Chordata, Aves, Psittaciformes, Psittacidae. The transcript has 3 exons. The record is from RefSeq and is a predicted model, not a curated record. Gene Ontology annotation, cellular component: cytoplasm. Gene Ontology annotation, molecular function: glycosyltransferase activity. The coding region runs from base 1435 to 2790 and encodes 451 amino acids.
CCAGUAAUGAUAAGGGCUUGUUGCUGUCACGUACAGGUGGACAAGGAACAGAGAUUUCUGGUCUCCUGUGCUAGAGGUUAAUUGAAACUGGGCCAACAGCGCAGAAGCAGCUGUGCAAAGAGUGGUUCUUAAGAAAUGGUAUUAGAACUGCCUGUCUCAUUUAAUGGAAAAGUAGGAGGUGAUCUGACUGCAGUCCGUAAAGGCACUAGGGAGGAAGAAAGGCUCUUUACCAUUAAAGGGAAUACUGAAAAAGAACAAACUGGUGCCAGGUAGCCGCUGAUGCCAUUAGCUAAAUUGACUGUUAAAACAAAGCUCUGUAAUUUAGAUCAUGUUCUGUCUGAAUAGUAAUUGGGAUUAAAAGACGCAAAACCAGAAUGAAUUAUAGUUGUUAUUCUCAUUAUAAAAUAAACCCUUCUAAAGAUGCUGGAAACAUAUUUUUUGAAGUUAAAACUUGCCAAGUACUCUCCAUAGUGAGGAAACACAAAUGUAAUGUUCCUAAUUAAUCUGACUUUAUAUCUGACUACACAUCUGUGCUGUUAAUUUCAAGGGACAAAAUUCAUGCGUCACAUGUUGGGAAAACCAUUAAUGUCACUCAAAUAAUUACAUGCUUCUUUAAGAUUCUGUGUUCUGCUGUGUCUUGAGUUCUGUAUUUUGCUCUUUCUGCUUCUAGAAUCUUCUGUUGUUUCAGAUAUCUCUCAUACUUACUCAUCUGUAUCUACCUAUUUUAAUUAGGCCUGUAGGAUGUUACUAAAGAAAUGAUUGCCCAAGAAGCACUGAUAUAUAGUACAUUUUUCUAGUUCUCUUGAAGUAUGUGUGUGAACUGUGGCUAUGUCAACACGCAGCAUUCAAUCCCAGAAGAUUAAGUAGCCUGAAAAAAAGUCCCCCAAGUGCUUGGUUUGAUUUGCUUCAACAACCCCACACUCAAGUUUGUAAUUUAUAAGUUAAUGGGAGGCAACUGUGCUUUACACAAGAGAAGGAAAACUUGUUUUCCCGGUAGGUGUGGCAGCUGUUACUGAUAUUAAAGAACACCAAGCAUGGAAAUGAAAUGUAUUGGCAAGGUAUCGUACCAGCAGUUUUUGCUUCAGUGUUCUUCUGAAUUGAAUGACUCUUGGAGUUUCUCUUAAAAACAUUGAAGUUUUUGCCUGGUUACAAUAAACAAUCUAUAGAUCAUACCUUAGCAAAAAAUAAAUGGAGGACUGAACAGAGCUUCACUCGUCUAUCUGCUUUAAAAGGAAAGAGCAGUUGUGAGAAUACUGCACAGUUUUCUGAAGGCAUGAACUGUUGGUUUUUUGCCUAAAUUCAGUUGAGAUUCAGAAGCUAGAUUGCUGUCUUCAAAAGGAAGGUUUUACUGGUUGGAAAAAACUGUGUUUAAGCAGAACACGAGACCCCAGGAGAACUUUUCAACCCAAGUAGUGAAGUUGCCAAGGAAUUCAGAUGCGGCAGCAUAAAGUGCAAGGACAAAGAAAUGUGCAUCCACAUUUAGUUACAUUCAGAAUGUUGUGUGGUGGGAGAAAAUCUUACUUUGCUGCUACUGUGUGCAUUGUUACUCUAACUUCAAUGAUCACACUUUCUUAUCUUAGGUUACAGAGACCUUCUCACCUGCCAAAAAUAAUUUAUGAAGUUAGCAAAUGUAGAAGGGAAAUUACCAAUAGCACAAUAACACCAUUAACAGAUAACAGAACUUUUAUUGUAUCCCCAUACUUCGACAACAGAGGAGGCAAAGUCACUCGUGUGAUUGGGAUUGUUCACCAUGAGGAUGUAAAAGAACUGUUCUGCUGGUUCUGCUGUCAGCCCGAUGGAAAGAUCUAUGUAUCAAAAGCAACAAUCGAUGUUCACUCAGAUAGGUUUGGGUUCCCUUACGGAGCAGCAGAUAUAGUUUGUUUGGAACCUGAAAACUGCGACCCAACGCAUGUAUCCAUUCACCAGUCUCCACUUGGAAAUAUUGACCAGCUGCCAAGCUUUGAGAUCAAAAACCGCAAGGCUGAGCCCUUCCCUGUUGACUUCACUGUGUGCAUCUCUGCCAUGUUUGGCCACUACAACAAUGUCUUGCAGUUUAUACAGAGCAUGGAGAUGUACAAGAUUCUCGGGGUACAGAAAGUGGUGGUCUAUAAGAACAACUGCAGCCACCUGAUGGAGAAAGUCUUGAGGUUAUAUAUGGAGGAAGGAACUGUAGAGAUAAUUCCCUGGCCAAUAAACUCCCACCUCAAGGUUUCUUCUGAAUGGCACUUCAUGCAUGAUGGAACACACAUUGGCUAUUAUGGACAAAUCACAGCUCUAAAUGACUGUAUAUACCGUAAUAUGCAGAGGAGCAGGUUUGUGGUUCUUACUGAUGCUGAUGAAAUAAUUCUUCCCCUUAAGCACCCAGACUGGAAAACCAUGAUGAGCAGCCUGCAGAAACAGAACCCAGGGACUGCUGUUUUCCUCUUUGAGAACCAUAUCUUCCCAGAGUCCGUCUCCACUCCCAUGUUCAACAUCUCAUCCUGGAAUACUGUGCCGGGUGUUAACAUAUUAGACCAUGUUCACAGGGAGCCUGACAGGAAAGAAGUUAUAAAUCCCAAGAAAAUGAUAGUUGAUCCACGAAAAGUGAUUCAGACUUCUGUCCACUCUGUCCUCCAUGCUUAUGGGAACAGUGUGAAUGUUCCCAUGGAUGUUGCCCUCAUUUAUCACUGUCGGAAGCCCCUUCAAGCAAACCUUCCCAGAGAAUCCCUCAUCAGAGAUACAACACUGUGGAGAUACAACUCAUCAUUAAUUACGAAUGUUAACAGGGUUCUACAUCAAACUGUACUGUAAGCUCAAAAGUGAAACCUCAGUUAUAAGGAGGGAACGUGAAGAGCUGCCUGUGUCGUGGGGAGGCAGAGGAUAUCAUAAAAUAGAAAUCACUUCCAUAUGAAGUUUAAAUCUUACAGAGAUUUAGACUAACAGCCUUUUAAUGUGUUGUAGGUAAAUGCAUUUGAUUUUUGAACUGUGGCAUGGUACCUUGUAAGAGUCCACAGUGAUCAAAUGCUGACUGAUGAUUUAAGUUCCUCAGGUAAAGUCUCUACUGCAACCUUUUAAGAUGUGAGAGAUGAGGCAUAGUGAGAGGAUAGCUCUUUUGUAUGCCUGUAACUGUGAAAGGGCAUUAUUCCAGCCAUAGGAAGUGUCCAUGCAGAAAUUUGAAAUUUAAUUUACCAAUUUCCAGCUUUCUCUCUUUUCCCGUUCCUAUCCUCAUGGGUUUUAACUUGUACCAUGAACUGUAAACUUCCUGAAGAAGGAAUUAAUUGAGUUUUGGUUAUUUGUCUCUGAAGGACUUGGUGGUUAACAAUAUACAGCUGUGUUUAAUGGUGCCUUUUAAAAGAUGGCUUGGGACAGCAUCUCCCAGAUGAAGAGCAUUAACACUCUAACCCAUUAUAAUCACAAAGGCAGGGUAAGCAAACCCACCACCUAUAGCACUGGAGCCGUCACUUGUUAGAGGUAUUUCUUCUUAAGGGAAAUGAGAAUUCAUAGCAGAGCCAUGAGUCAUUUCAUGAAACCAAGCAUCAAUGCAGAUGGUAUUCCUUCUGGAAAAUGUAAAAUGAGGUUAUUUUCACUAAGGAAAAAUAAAAAUCAGUAUUUCUCAACUGAUUCAAAUAAUGCAAAAGGCUGUGCAGAGUUUUCAACCAAUGUACAAAAGAUAACCACUAUGGUCCUUAGUAUUAAUGUUGUUUAAUUCUUGCAGUUUGUAUGUCACUGUUUGGGUACAAAAUUUCUAUGUGCCCAGUUGAGUAAGAGGCAAACUAAUAAAUUGUGAAAAUAAUUGA